Messenger RNA from Funneliformis geosporum, 1752 nucleotides. The record is from the annotation of a GenBank genome assembly. NCBI's taxonomy places the organism in Eukaryota, Fungi, Glomeromycota, Glomeromycetes, Glomerales, Glomeraceae.
AUGUCGUAUGUUCCCAGCGAAAGUGACGCGAUUUCGAGUCUAUAUUCGUUACGUUUUUAUGGGGUAAACUCACAAACAUCUUCCUUGGCAGCGAUGAAUAGCUUUUACGCAAGCAUUACACCUUUGAAGUUUCAAAAUUCAAAAGAAGCUAUAUUGCAUUGCAGACAACUAGCAAGAGAGUAUGGUUUCAUGAUAAAACAAGAAACCAGUUCGAUUAAGCAUAUUUAUAUCUAUUGUUCACGUGAAGGGAUCACGGAUUCUCUGAAGAAAGGCAAGCAAGCAAAAAGAAAGCGUAUCUCAAAUCGAUGUGGCUGCAAAUGGAGAAUCGUUCUAUUCAAUAGUAUUCACGAAGGCAAAAACCAAUGGAAGUUUAAAAAAUCAAAUAAUCCGCAGCAUGUAGAACACAACCAUGACUUAAUUCCUGAAAAUCUUCCAGUACCUUGGCCUCCUAGCGCCCUUCAAAGGAUUAUAGAAUACGCUAAUUCCGGAUUAUCAACGGGAGAUAUAAGACAAUUGAUGAAACAAGAAUUCCCACAUUUACCUUGGGAUGAAAGGAGAUUUUAUAAUCGGUUAGCAGAAGAAAGGAAGAAAAUCAAAAUCAGAGAAACCGAAAGGAGAGUUAAUGAAACCAUCGUUUUGGCCGCACGCGUGGCUUCCUUAGCUUGUUCCAAUCAAAAAUAUACCGAAAAGGUUCAAAUUGUUUUAAAACAAGCAUUAGAAGAUAUUUGUGAGUCCUCAAAUAUUGAUCCUAACACUGUAAUCAAUAUAAGUUCUCAAGAAGAUAUGACGACUAUAUCACUUCCUUUCUCAUCGACUUCGGAUAUUGUUUGUAAUUAUCCUGCUGGCAGUUUAGCUGUUAAAAAUAUUCCUGCACAGAAAAAAAAGAAUUUGUUACCGCCACAACUUCAAAAUUUGUUUCAAUCCCAAUCUCCCAGUAUAAUGGAUUCGAAUAGUACAAGAUUUUCACCAAAGCUGGAUUUGGAUUCGACGCGUUUACAAGGAUCGUCGUCAACCUUACCAAAACAUCCCGAGUUUGAACCAAUACAACAACUACAAUCCCAAUAUGAACAGCAUACCCAAUCGAAUGUUCAAGUUCCACUUGUAUCUCAAUUAAAUCCAAACGAACUUAAUUCAUUUUCGUCGUCACAACCUAUACUUCAAGAGAACUUCUUUCCUCAUUUUCAAAAACAAGAACAACUUUACGAUUUUCAACCAACUCAAAUUAAUCCAUAUUCUCAAGAUGAUAGUAAUCAAUCCUUCAUGUCACAGGAAUAUCAUGGAAUGAAAUUUGAUCCACAUCUAUAUUAUCAGAUUCCACCUUGUGAACAGAUUAACGAACACAAGCAGCAUAUUCUAGCACCUCAAACCUAUCCUCAGAUAUACUCACAACCUCAAACAUGGGAACAGCCUAGUUUUAUAAAUUAUGAUUUUACACCAUCUUUACAAGAUACGUUGCUUCGUUCGUGUCCACAAGUGUUUACACCACCGCCGGAAGAAAUCAUAAAACAGCAAUUAUUAAGAUACAAUCCAACAACAGAAUUUCAGUCUGACCAAGAUUUAAAUAUACCACACUCAAUUCAACAUAUGAAUUCAAACAUACAAAGUCAAAAUCAACAAAUGUUUACGCCACAGUUAGUUGAAAAUAUGAAUUAUGAAAAAGCUGGGAUGGCAAGGCAACAAGCCACCUACGUACAACAAGCCAUUCCAAAUACAGGAGACCAAAAUAUUUUAUUUUUAAAUCCUCCGUUUUAA